AAAAAUGCCAGAUAUGUGGAAACAAUAGAAUAAAAAGCAGAACCAAAAACACGGGAGAAAAAAGUGGCAGGACCGGUUUUCUUAACAAAGACAAGUAGAUUUGCUAACGCACAGUGGCUAGAGUUGAUACAACCUCACAGUGAAAAACAGUGCCAGGGGAGACCCUUAUGGUAAACAUACAACCAGAGCUGGGAAUGUUCUAUUCAGAUCCCGAAACCGUGAUUAAUCUCUUUAUGGCUCCACUCUUGACGAGUUGAUUGAGGCCAAGAAGAAGGAAAUAAAAGCGGGAGAGGGGAAGAGGGUGGGGUUACUAUAAAAACAGAAGGUGUAACCUGAACAAACAGCCAGGAUCCCGUGAGUCCUCUCCGGUCACCAGAGGAACAAGACAAUGCAGAGCUAACCCGGCGCGGCAGACUCUCCAUCUAGGCGCUCAGACGGGGAAAUGUGUAAACUAGUGCUGAGUAGCCUGCAUGAGAGACCCACUAACAACCAGCACUGGCAGGUGUUAGUCUAGUCCAGAACUAGUCUGAAUUAAACUGCUCUCCGGAUAUAUUGAAAAUUACACUAUCAGAAAACGUAAGGAAUAAGAGGAUGUCUUCCUUGUCUGACGCUGACUCCCAAUGUGGUCCAGGGGAUACCAUUUGUGAGAUCCGUGUGUAUGAGCAGGAGGUCAUCGUGGUGCCCAUACUGCUGCUGGCCAGCUUCCUGGUCACGCUGGUCUUUAUCCUGCUGCUGCGUUUCUGCCCGGAGAAGGUAGAGCGCAUCAAGCCCAAGGCCAAGCAGUCGGCCUACAGACAGCGGGCCAGGCGCACGCUGCAAGGCAUUGAUGCUCCUCCAGGUAUCAACGUACUGGAGAACGAGAGCAUAGCGCUGGAUGUAGCCAGCUCCUACUCAACCUUCAGCCCACCCAACACCUACACCGGCAGGAACCUCCUGCACACGGUGGACACCCCGGCUCUGAAAGUGGGCAUUCCCCCGCAGACGCACCAGUACCGGCCCAGCUACAUCCCCACGGUGCAGCCCAGGGAGCUGCCGCGCCAGAGGCUGCCUGAGACCUUCAACCUGGUGACGGCCCUGCCCACCACCUUCUCCCUGCGCUCGGACACCGCCGUGUCCCUCUACCGCGCCCGCAUGGAGAACCGCAACGUGGUGCUGCGCGUGCUCAAAGACACUGCGGACGCCACUGAAAGACAUGCCUUCCUGGGCUUCGCCUCCUUCCUGUCCCAGCUGGGUCCUCACCCCUUCCUCCCAGAGCUGCUGGGUGUGGUGUCUCUGCGGGCGCCACUGGUCACCGUGGUGGAAGAGUUGGAGAACCGAGACCUGCUCGGGUUCCUCUGGAGAUGCAGGCAGACAGAAAAUGCAGACCCUCCAUGUGAGAUGACCGAGAGACGAAUCCUUACCAUGGGCAAACAGGUGGCUUCAGCGCUGGAGUUCCUUCAUGGCAAAGAUCUUCUCCAUGGCAAUAUCCGGGCUCGCAGUGUGUUGGUGAGCCGGGAGCACACGGCCAAGCUCUGGGGCCUGCAGGGAGUACACACCAGGAAGAACCAAGAGGACAAUCAUAAGGAAGACCCUGGGAUAAAGAAGUGGCAGGCCCCCGAGCUAUUGACCAAGAAACCCGCCAGUGAAAGCAGUGAUGUGUGGUCAUUUGGCCUCCUCUUGUAUGAAAUGGCAACGCUUGGUGAAGCCCCGUUUGCUGAAAUCCCAGUAAAGGAGCUCCUGCAGUUCCACCAAAGAGGAAAAACCUUGAGGAAACCUUCCAACUGCUCUAACACACUGUAUUCGAUGAUUAAGAGCUGUUGCCAAUGGAAGGAACAGGAGAGAACAUCAUUGGCUGAAUUAAGUCGUAAGCUCCAAUCAUCAGAGAAGAACGCCAGUGACAAGGUCCUCCGGGGGCCAGAGCCAGUGAACAUUGAGCGGUACCUGCAAGAAGCCGGCUACGGGGAAGCCAACAGCUACACUGUAUUCUAACACACGUGUUAGAAUUGUAUGUGUGCCAAAAACACAUGAACAAUGCACUUUGCUGAGGGAGAUGGCCAAUGAGCCUACUUUGGAGAGCAUGGAUCCCAGAGUGCACGUGAGGUCUUAUGGGACAUAAGAGCACCUGUUCUGCAGCUCUUUUGCCUAAUGGUGUUGGAAGUGUCAUUUAUGGCAUAAGCUAUGUCCAGCUUCAUUGUAUAUCACUGUUAUUACUAUCUUAAAAUGUGUUUAAAAUGGCUUCAGUCACAGGCAAACUUGACCAAAUCUUAUCUAGCAUUGAAUCUUUAAGGUCAAAUCAUUGUAUAUUUCUGAUUUGUUUGCAAAAACGGAUGCAAUGUAUAGCAAAUAAAUUAAUAUAUACCGGUAGGUAAAAUUAAUUUUAACACGUCCGUAUUUCGUUGAAGUAGGGACAGGAAGAAAUUAAAAGAAUGUGCAAUGUUGAAUAGGCCGAACUUUUUGUUACACCCACGUAUUACUGUGAUUAUUUAAGCUCCAUACGGGGAUCCCAGGUGAGGAUAUUGUACGCAGGAGUUUUGCACAAUGUCUGAUGUUAUCGUGUUAGGGUUAGCCAUGAGUCUAAUAGCGCUCACCUGCAGUGAAUAACUGAAGACAUUUCAGCAUUAGGUUGAACAGGCAUUGUUUAUUGGUUUAUUACUGCAUACAGGUCGACAGGGCGCUUGGGGUCCGUCCUCCACAGAGGAGACCACCACACCUCUAUUCAGGUAGUUAGGUCAGUUAAAGCUGCUAAAACUCACUACAUAAAACAUCCAUGUAAAACUGCCUUGGAAAAAUAGAACUUUGAUCAUAGUACAAAAUGAACAAUAAUAAACAGACAAGGUAUAAAAGUGUUUUAUAACGGUACAAUAAAAAACAACAACUAAAAGAACAGACUCAAAAUGUGUUUCACUGUAUGUACGGAGCCCGGUUUCAUGUUUUAAAGAUAUACUCUUUUGCUUAAAAAAAAAAAGGAACAUUGUCAAA
Messenger RNA from Gadus morhua (Atlantic cod), 2958 nucleotides. It is a transcript of the gene styk1b, whose product is annotated as serine/threonine/tyrosine kinase 1b. Gene Ontology annotation, molecular function: transmembrane receptor protein tyrosine kinase activity; ATP binding. Lineage: Eukaryota; Metazoa; Chordata; Actinopteri; Gadiformes; Gadidae. The coding region runs from base 592 to 1968 and encodes 458 amino acids. The record is from RefSeq and is a predicted model, not a curated record. Gene Ontology annotation, cellular component: plasma membrane; signaling receptor complex. The transcript has 10 exons. Gene Ontology annotation, biological process: positive regulation of kinase activity; cell surface receptor protein tyrosine kinase signaling pathway; multicellular organism development.